This is a messenger RNA of Cynoglossus semilaevis (tongue sole), 5347 nucleotides long. RefSeq lists its product as uncharacterized. Gene Ontology annotation, cellular component: actin filament; microtubule plus-end; stress fiber. The coding region runs from base 447 to 2966 and encodes 839 amino acids. Gene Ontology annotation, biological process: protein localization to microtubule plus-end; actin crosslink formation; microtubule bundle formation. Gene Ontology annotation, molecular function: cytoskeletal adaptor activity; microtubule binding; actin filament binding. The transcript is spliced from 4 exons. The record is from RefSeq and is a predicted model, not a curated record. Lineage: Eukaryota; Metazoa; Chordata; Actinopteri; Pleuronectiformes; Cynoglossidae.
UCACAUUGCACAGAUUUGUGGUUGUAUUUCCCUUAAUGGGAAUGGAAAGAAAAUCUUACUUUAAUUCAUUGAACGUGGAAGUUCAGUGACAUUUUAAAAACAGUAUCUGUAAAUGUGUUUAGUUGGGGGGCGGUGACAACCUUCCUAAAUACAGGAGGCGCUCUAGGAUAUAAAAGUCAUGAAGACCAAUGACAUGGCAGCUGGUACAUUUGUUGUGUGUGCGCACUAUUCUUAAAGUGAUGAGUAAAGAUUAAUGUUAGAGUUAUAAUGAGAAAAUAAACACUUCAGGUCAAUUUUAGGCUAAGAUUAGGGCCAGUUUAGAGCCUUAACAUUGUUUAAACAUGUAAAUAUGUGGUGUUUUGUACUUUGACUGAUAAAAUGUUGUAUCGUGUUCUCUACAGGUACGGGAGAUUCUGGGUCACUGUUCCUGUCCAGCUCAGUUUCCUAUGGUCAAGGUGUCAGAGGGGAAAUACAAAGUUGGAGACUCCAGUGCACUGAUCUUCAUUCGGGUCCUUCGCACUCAUGUGAUGGUGCGUGUUGGAGGGGGCUGGGACACAUUAGAGCACUAUUUGGACAAGCAUGAUCCGUGUCGCUGUGCUGCUUUUGCUCAUCGUUACCACCAGGCCAAGGCCAGCAGCCAAGGUCAGGGCACCCAGAGCAAGUCCUCGAGUGCCCACUCUUCUCGGUCUGCCAGCCCAGGUCCACACUGGAGGAAUGAAGGGAUUGCACCUUACAAGACCCCAGACAGACGCACCACAGAGCUGUCAUCUUCUCAGUGUAGCUCCGCUUCAUCCACAAGGACUGGAAGAUCCCAAAGCAGUGUCGUUCAGUCAGAACCCGACUCUGUUGCUGCCCGUACUGUACUUCCACAGCCACAGAGAGAUCGUUCAGAAACUCGUCACAUUAAUCCUCUGAGGACUAAGGAGACAAAGUUGUCAUUAACGAGACGCCUGUCUGGAGACAGUGACUCCUCCACAGCUUCAUCAAAGGGGGGAGGAGGAGGACGAUAUUCCCUUGGUGGUGCCUCGCGCCGCUCUGGUGAAGAGGUGAUACUGCUCGUCAACCGCAAAGACGGGAAGCAUGCAAUUGAGAGAGGUGGAGCAGGAAAUCCAACCCAAUCCCUGCGCCCUUCACAGCUCCGUGCUCGCAGCCAUUCUCGUGAACGUUCUGCAUUAACUCCCACAGUAAAACCAAACCCACCAUCAGGAUCCUCUGAUGGUACGAGGACAACUCGUGGAGAGAGAGGGCGCUCUCUGGGGAAUGAGGGCCCCAGAAGGCUCCAUGUUCCACGCUCCCACAGCCAAAGUAAGUUACAGAGUCGCACUCGCUCCAGUGAUGCCAGUCCUGGGCCCAUAUCUCUUUACAAAGAACCCCAGCCCCCACAAUCAGAUAAGCGAGAGGGACUACGGGCCAAACAAGUGAUGCCAUCUUCUCCCAGAGUAGGUGGUGGGUUCUCAAAAAGACAGUCGUCCUCAUGCUCUAACUCCCCACUUAAAGGUGUCCAGAGCAACAACAGCCCCACCAAAAAAAACAUAACAACUCCCAGACCCCCAGCCACUUGUUCCCCCUCCGUAGGCAGAAGCAAACUACCACCAGUAACGUCAGGAGGUCGGUGGUCACCACACUCAUCUCCACACACCCCUCGUCGCCAGGUCGCUCAAUCCACUCGGAUAUCACAGGGCUCUCGUUCCGUUGGACGAGGCAACCAUUCCAACUGGCCUAACAACCCUGAGCAUGUAGAACCAGAAGAGGAAGGACUAGGCUUUGGUUUUCAAUUGUUUCCAAUGCUGGACGCCCAGAGAGAGCAGGACUUGUACCGAAGCUUUGAGGCUGAAUUUUUAGCUAAUACAAAGCAGGCAAAAGUAGUAUCUAAUAAAACAGCAGGAGGAGGAGUGACUGUGCAGAGAGAUAGGACAUUUAAUCCCAGUAUCACAGACUCGGCUUAUUCCUCCUCUAACUCGCCUGUUCCCUCCCAAAAUGUGGGAGCAAAGAUGGGAACUCUGCCUGAACUAAGGGAGUCCAAGAGAACUCAUCAUUGUUACCUCCAACUCGAUGACCCACUCAAUUUACUGUAUAUACACAAUAUAGAAGGACCAACCCUUGGUCAUCAAGGAAAACCUGUGCACUGGGGGGAGAAUGGAGGAGGCUUCAAGAAACUCCCAGCUAUUUCUAGCCCUGUUGAAGAAAAGGAGGUCCCAACUUCCCUGCUGGGCAUUGGUGAUACUGAGAAACUCUUGGUAAAUAAUCAGUUCUCUGCUGAAUCUGUGUUUCGCUGUAGGACUAUGAAUGGAGACCAUAGAGAGGAUCCUUCAACAGGUGGGCUGUCAGAUCAACAGGUUCAACCUGGAUGGAACACUGGGCCAGAAGGAGAUGUUUCACUGGAGAAUCACCAGUCAAACCUUUCAUUUGACCAGGAAAAUGGUGGAGGGAGUGAUGACCUUCCACUUCCAAAGACGUGUCUGUCCCCUGUACCUCUUCCCAUUUCUGAAGACUGCUCUCUUCAAGAUUCCUCCAGUGAAAACUCUUCCAUGUGCUUUAGUUUGAGUGAAUCCCACUCAGAGUCUCCUCCUCCAACAUCACCUCUGGCCAAUGGAGACACAGAUGGAGAAAUGUUGCAGACCAAGAAAAACCAGAAGAAAGCAAACAGGGCAAUCCCAGUCUCUAAGCACAAACUGAAAUCCAGAAUGAAGAUCCGCACUGACAAUAGGGCAGAAAAAAGCCCCUCUCGUAUCCCUACGCCUGUCAGCUACAAGGAUCUGCAGCCUCACAACCCUCUCUCGCCUUGUCACACUCCACCUCUGUCCCCACAGACCUCUCGUUCUAUUGGUCAUCCAACCACAUGCAAGACCCUGCACCAAGCUUACGCAGAAAUGAUCCAUCCUCACCCGCAUUCCCCAGUCUUGGGCCACGAAGCCUGCUCCUACCGCAGACGGUCAGGAAGCCUGGAUAAUGAAGCCUGGAUGUAGCACAAUGCUGCCACAUGACAUGUGGGAGAGUUGUUGAAAUGUGACUACUGUGUAAAAAGACUGGGCUGAAUACUGUUCCCAUUGUGUCUUUUUCAUUUUCAUUGCACAGCACUCCUUUUUGCUCAGUUUGUUUUCUGAAUAUCUGGACCCGGUGGGUCACAUUUGCUUUUAUUUUGCACAUAAACCAAAUUAUUUAUUACCAAAGGCAUGGUGUUCAAUACUACUUUUCCUGUUUUAAUGAGUGCAUGAGGUUGCUUCUGGUAGUUAGGAGUUUUUAGACAUUGAUAUUCAAAACAACCAUUUUAUAGCUUACUUAAAACUGAGGAGUAUCUAUGGAUCUAUUCCUUGCAGUGUGUGCUAGGAAUGCAUUUUGAAUAUCCCGGCCUAUAAGUUAGGUGUGUUGUUCAAGUAACCUGUUUAACACGAGUCCAACCCUUUUCUUCACUAGAACAAAUACUACAUUUAACUUUGGAGACUGGUGCGUCCUGAGUAGAAGUAGAGCAUCUCAUUAACAGACACACCUGACUAAGAGCACCGCUACACUAACUCGGUUCCUAUUUUUCCAAAACUUUGCUAAAAAAAAUCUCUAGAUUUAUUACAUAAGAAAUGAAGGCUUAAUAAUAUAUGUUUUGGCACAAAUGAGUUUGGAACAAAACAAAAAAUGUUUUUUAAUCAUUAUUUUAUACCUUACAGAAGUUUGGCUAUUGCCCUGAAGCUGGUCAUAAAGACUUCUACCGCGCUGGGUCUUUUGAGAAAAUCACUAUUUUAUGGUUCUAUGUCUAAACUAUGUAAAUGAUUAGCUUCCUCUUGUGGUCUGUCACAGCAUUUUUCUUGGCUUAAAAUUAUUGAUAUUAAGACUACACUAUCUGUGUCCACGUUAAUUGUCCUCCUUACCAGCUCACUAUAUUUACUACUAGAAUGACAGUACAGUACAGCUGUUCAGACAGCCAUCAUUGUAAGCAUGACAUGCACUACCACCUCCAUGCAGCUCUCUGAUGUAAUGUACAAUAUCUGCUCUCUGUACACAAAUUUAAUUCAGUUUAAAUAUUUAAAAUGUUUAACAGAUAGCCUGUAAGGUUACGUUUAAUAACAAAAAUAACAUGUCAUCCUCUGUAUCUGGAUUGAAACAUAUCAGGAGUCAGUGGCAGUGGUAUUAGUUUGUGUCAGUGUCACUUAAACAGAUCCUUCAUUACAACACUAAAAACAUAAAUGUACAAAUCAAAAAGUUAAAAGAAUGAACCUGUGACCAGAAUGUUGAAGUUGUGUGGAUGAUGUGUGUAUGUGUCUCUUGAAAAAGAAAAACAUUGGAAAUACAGUUAAAUGUACAUGUCACACUGUAUUUAAGUUCUGUGCUGCCUUAGCUAUGCAAUAUAGGGGUUGGAAAUGCCUUGACGAUUGCCCUCGCCUUAAGAUUUUAUUUGCAGUUAAUUUAAAAUGUUAAUGUUUUUGCCACUAGACAUAUUGGAUAAUGUUACUUUUUUCAGUUAUAAACUGUUGAAAAGAAAAUGUGUUACAAAUGCUGAUGCUUUUAUUUUGGAACACAAAACAUGACCUUAGCAAAUGGAUUUUAAAGUCGUAGUGUAAUAUAAUGUGUGGUGACAUCUAGUGGUUAUAGGCAAGACAAGGAGGAAAAAGAAAAUAGAAAGUUGGCACACUAACCACUUAUUUCCUUCUUUUAGAGAACCACGGUGUUGCAGAUUAUAACCUGUGUUGCCAAUGACAAAUAUUAAUGGUGUCUAAUGACAGAUGAGGAAUGAUUUUGACCUGAGUGACUACAUGUAGUGAACAGGACAUGAAUAAUAGAUAUUGUCGCUGGAUAUUCAUACUAAAAAUCCAGCUACAGAACUUCUGGUUUUAGUGCUUAACUGCUCUGGAAUUCGUAUUUUUGGGGGGUGAGGAAGUUGGUUGUGUGGUGUGUGACAGGCAGGUACCUUUACUUAAAUUAACUUGUUACAGAUUGUUACAGAUAUACAGUUUGUAUAUAUGAAGAUUGAGAAUACCUACCAGGAUUGUUGGUCUAAUUUAUUUAUUUAUGACAAAUAUGUCUUUUUGGGCUAAAGUGAUAUCUGUGUCUAAAGAGAUGUGAUUGACUAAGUGUGAAUGACAAAGAAGGUUAAUAAAUGUGAUUAGCAUUUUAUGUUAAUUAUUGCUCAACAGUUGAGUGUUAAAAAACAAACAAAUGUUGUCAAAUUACACCAUUUCAAAAAAACAAACAAUGCAGACAAUCACAACAUGUAUUUGGCUACUGUAACAGAGAAAUGUAUUUGAUACACACCAGAAACAAUUGCUUCAUUAAAAACAUCCAUCCAUCCAUUUUCAUCCGCUUAUCCGUUACCAGGUCCCGGGGGCAGCAGUCGCCACCCAAAUCACAUUGCAACAUG